GUCCUUGGCGUUUCCAAUGGCCUCCCAGCUUGUUGGCUCGCUGAUGCCGCUUCACCAAUGGAGUCUCCAGAUAGUGCCGAGUGCAGGCCUGAUAGAGGCAUGCCUACAAGCAGAGCAUUGCGAUGCCGCACGAUUGUAGCAUUGACCGCAUCAGUUUCCGCGGCGCCAGCGACGUGUUGGGUCAAUGGAUUUUCUCGAGAGUUUUGCUGCGAUCCCAGCCAUGGUCAUGGAGGCAAUCCUGCCUGCUGGGACAGCAUCUUUCAGUACGAGCCAUGCUGUACUCGGCCCGAGUUUGCUGAAGAUGACGAAGGAGGACUCCACGAGAGCAUCAACAGUGGCUUGCUUGUCGCACUUGAGCGCAAAGUGGAUGCCAUUCUUGCUGAUGGAGCCAGUCUGGAAUCCUUUGAAGACGACCUCAGAAGAACCAUUUCUUCACCGGAGGAGCGUUCGACGUCAGUGCCAACAGCGCGGGCUCUACUGUCAGUAGUUUUGUCGCGCCUUGGUCGAAAGGAAGAGGCUCAGGAAGAACUUGCUCUGGCCUCUCAGGACCUGGCCAUCGCACCCAGUGGAGCGUGGGUUGGCACAGAGGCAGCAGGGUAUCACAUGCAUGACAGGCCAUUUGCAGAUGCCUUGGUCACCUUUUUCAAGUCCCUCGAGGCUACAAGUGUUGGUGACUUUGGGUGCGGAUUGGGCCUCUAUGUGCGAGAUCUUCGUGCCGCUGGUCUUCGUUCUGGUGGCUUUGAUGGCAACCCGGCCACCUGGGACAUCACCGAGGGACGAUGCCUCCAGGCAGACUUGAGCCGCGACCUGGAUCUGGGGACCCGUUGGGACUGGGUUCUCUCGUUGGAAGUGGCGGAGCACAUUCCUCGCCAGUUUGAGACCUCCUUCCUCCAGAAUUUGGACAGGCAUGCUUGCUCGGGCAUGGUGCUGUCCUGGGGGAAUCAGGCAGGAGAAGGUCAUGUGAAUCUGCGGACCUCCGACGAGGUGGAAAUUCUGAUGCGAGAGCACGGUUUCCACAGUUUGUCAGACAAGACAGCUGAGCUGCGAGCAGCAGCAACGUUGCCGUGGCUACAAAGUACGGUGAUGGUCUUCAAGCGCGCCUGGCCUGGAAGCCGCGGGCUUUUAGGUUGCUGAG
Molecule: messenger RNA, 1135 nt
Organism: Cladocopium goreaui
Lineage: Eukaryota; Dinophyceae; Suessiales; Symbiodiniaceae
Source: the annotation of a GenBank genome assembly